GACUGUGUUUAUUUAUUUCUUUGUUUCAUGUGGAUAAAACAACAACAGUGGCGGAUAAUUAAAAAAAGCGGGAACGUGGCGGGGAGCGGAUGACGUUUUCAGCCUCGACCGUCGCCGCGAGCUCUCAGGCGGACCACCGGGGGGGAGGAUGAAGCGGCGCAAUGCGGACUGCAGCAAACUCCGACGGCCGUUAAAACGGAACCGAAUCACCGAGGGUAUAUAUAGCAGCACGUUUUUGUACCUGAAGUUCCUGGUGGUGUGGAUCUUGGUUCUGCUGGCUGACUUUGUCCUGGAGUUCCGGUUCGAGUACCUGUGGCCCUUCUGGCUCUUCAUCCGAAGUGUCUACGACUCCUUCCGCUAUCAGGGGCUGGCCUUCUCUGUCUUCUUUGUGUGUGUGGCAUUCACGUCAGACAUCAUCUGCCUCCUCUUCAUCCCCGUCCAGUGGUUGUUUUUUGCUGCUAGCACCUAUGUUUGGGUCCAGUAUGUUUGGCAUACAGAGAGAGGAGUCUGUUUACCCACGGUGUCCCUGUGGAUCCUGUUUGUUUACAUCGAAGCUGCCAUACGCUUUAAAGAUCUGAAGAAUUUUCACGUGGAUCUUUGUCGACCAUUCGCCGCUCAUUGCAUCGGCUACCCCGUGGUGACUCUGGGAUUUGGCUUUAAGAGCUACGUGAGCUAUAAGAUGCGGCUGAGGAAGCAGAAGGAAGUGCAAAAGGAGAACGACUUCUACAUGCAGCUGCUGCAGCAGGCGUUACCGCCGGAGCAGCAGAUGCUGCAGAGACAAGAGCGAGAAGCCGAAGAAGCUGCUGUAGCCAAAGGGAGCUCAGAGGUGGAGCCCACAGUGGUAUCCCAGAACGGAGGACCGCCUGGAAAGAAGAGCUCCUCUCUUCUGCUCCCAGAACUGGAGUACAGGGAGAAAGGGAGGGACAGUACUACCAAGGAGCGGGAUGGCAAAAAGCCAAGCCUGCUAGGAAUCAAUAACAACAAUAUCAUACAUGCACUGGACUCCAACCUGCAGGAGGCGGAGUAUAUAGAGAACUACGUCGGAGCAAAGAGACUGAACACGGAGCUGGCAGGAGACAUGGAUGGCUCCACUCACUCCAGCCACAAAGACGAAAUGGGGAAAAACUACAAAAACACCAGUGGAACCAGCAACUCCUCUCCACAGAAUCACAGCUCUGCAAACGGCAGCCUCCCCGCCAGCUCCUCGGCCAAUAAGAGCGAGAAGAAGCAGAAGGGGGCGGGGAAAGGCCAAAGGGACCCAGUGGAGAACUGCAUCCCCAACAACCAGCUGGGCAAGCCAGACGCCCUUGUGCGGCUGGAGCAAGAUGUGAAGCGUCUGAAGACGGAUCUUCAGGCCAACCGGCAGCUGGAGUCAGAGCUGCGCAGUCAGCUGUCCUCUCUGAGCAGCCAGGACCGCAGCCUCCGCUCUGAACUGGGCCAGCUGCGCCAGGAGAACGAGCUCCUUCAGAACAAGCUCCACAGUGCAGUCCAGGCCAAGCAGAAGGACAAGCAGACCAUCUCGCAGCUGGAAAAGAGGCUGAAGGUGGAGCAGGAGGCCCGAGCUCUGGCUGAAAAGCAGCUGGCAGAGGAGAGGAAGAGGAAGAAGAUGGAGGAGGCCACCGCUGCCAGAGCAGUGGCUUUGGCUGCUGCUACAAGAGUGGAGUCCACAGACUCGCUUCGCGGUCGGAUCAGAGAGCUGGAGACGGACUGCAAGAAGCUGAGCAUGGACAUGAAGCUGAAGGAAGAGCAGAUCAGAGACCUGGAAGGGAGGUGUCAGGAGCUCCACAAGUACAAGGAGAAUGAGAAGGACACUGAGGUGCUGAUGUCAGCGCUGUCAGCCAUGCAGGAGAAGACCCAGCACCUGGAGAACAGCCUCAGCGCCGAGACCAGGAUCAAACUGGACCUCUUUUCUGCACUGGGAGACGCCAAGAGGCAGCUGGAGAUAGCACAAGGUCAGAUCCACCAGAGGGAGCAGGAGAUCGCAGAGCUGAAGCAGAAGAUCGCCGAGGUGAUGGCGGUCAUGCCCAGUCUCUCCUACUCGUCAGACGGGGGCAACCUCAGCCCCGUCACCCCCCACUACUCCUCUAAGUUCAUGGACAACAGCCCCUCUACGCUGGAUCCAAACGCCUCCGUCUACCAGCCCCUCAAGAAGUGACCAGCAGACGCUCUCCCGUCAGACUCGUCUCCAGUCCGGGUUACUUUUAAGGUCACAGGCCCCUGCUGACCUUUUGCACUUAUCAGACACAGACGUACAACUCCGCCAUAUGUGUUGUUAUGGAUCUUUUUUGUGGAGGGUUUUCUUAUUGAAACUAUUUAUUUAAAAGGGAUUGUAAAGGAUCAGAAGAGUCGGCCAAAUGUUUACCAGAGAGCGAUCAUUCAUCACUUCAUGCCUCCUUUUACAGCCUGUAAAUCAGUGCAGGGACUCCCAGGUGGAGGAGGGGAACCCAUCGUAGGAAGAUCGGCAGAAUGGAAGAGCGGCUCGAAUGUAAAACACUUCCAGUUUUCUGUCAGCAUCGCCUCAGGUCACUGAUAGUUUUGAACCGACAGUUCCUCAGACGUUCAGAGCCCGCUGGAGUCCUCCAGCCCCCCCAGGAAUGGAGAAUCUCACACGGUUUGAUUGUGUAGAGCGCUACAUUGGAACUGGCACUGCCUAAACACUGCAUCAGUUCUCCUCUUUCUGGACCAAAUUUGGCCAUAUUUGUUGCUGGAUGUCUUGAUGUCGAGGCAACUGCUCGUUGCCAUCAUUUUCAGAUCUUACAGUGCCUUGCAUUUUCUCUUUUUAAGACUCAUAAAUACAUCUCAAAUUAAAGGAUAUCCAGGAAGCGAUUCUCUAGAUUCCUGACAUUCAUUCAUUUUCUCGUGUCAGUGUUAAAGGGGAGAGUCACGUCUGAUUUUUUUUUUUUUUGGUUGACUCAGGCUGAAGUCUGGUGUGGUUCAAAUCCCAGUGACGGUUUUUAUUUGCCAAACACCAGCCUACCUGACGGCCUCCCUUCAGACUGGUUAUGUACAGGAACCCACUGAGGAAUGUUUUCUUUAUUCAAGCGUUCGGUGUCCCUCCGUCCUCGGGUGGAUGUAGCUGGCGCGAUAGCCCAAUGCCACUGGAGCAUUUUCAGACGUUUACACGGUCCGGACGACCGCUGGACUGACGGUGCAGUUGCACUCCUAUUUAUUUGUUACAGACUUGAUUUGUGGCACUUGGUUGAUAUUUGUCAUCCUGUUUUGUUGUGUUUUUCUAGGAAAGAUUUUGUGAAUGUUGUGUUUCGGGAACAAAGGCACCCCCUCCCUCAUGAAGAAGAAAGGAGGGGGCGGGGGUACAUGGUGACUUCAGUUCUCCAGUUUCUGUAGAAGGAAGAAAAAGGAAAGUUCUUUGUUUGAUAUUAUGGCUCCACCAAGUUUCUUUUCUUUAAGUGACGGUGGGCGUGUCACACGGUUCACUUUGAUCCUCACCAUUAAAGAAGGUUUUGUCGGUUGCUUCAGAA
Molecule: messenger RNA, 3479 nt
Organism: Oryzias melastigma (Indian medaka)
Lineage: Eukaryota; Metazoa; Chordata; Actinopteri; Beloniformes; Adrianichthyidae
Gene: maco1a
Product: macoilin 1a
Exons: 11
Coding region: 149-2155 (668 amino acids)
Biological process (GO): neuronal signal transduction
Cellular component (GO): rough endoplasmic reticulum membrane
Source: RefSeq, a predicted model, not a curated record